AUGCUAUUGCCGGUGGUUGACCGCUACCUCCCCGUGUGGGCCAAGCUGCCGGCGUUCGCCGCCAAGCCGGCCUUCAUCUGGGCCGACGACGACGCGGCGUCGACACGCACCGCGCUGACCUACGCCCAGCUCGACGCCGCCGCCGGGCGCAUGGCGCGCAACCUCCUCGGCACUGUCGCCAGUCUCCGCCGGGGCGACGCCGUCCUUGUGCUCGCCUCGCCGGGCCUCCGCCUCGUCAAGCUCCUCUUCGCGUGCCAGCGCGCGGGGCUCACGGCGGUGCCCGUCGUGCCCCCCGACCCGGCCAGGUUCGACGGCCCCGCACACGCGCACCUCCUGCGCGCCGUGUCGCAGGUCAGGCCGACGGCCGCCGUCGCCGACGCAGGGUACAUCGACUCCGUCGCCAAGACGGUUGCUUCUUCCGUCGCCGCGGCCGGGGGAGACAACGCCCGGGCCCGGCUGGCUGCCAUGUUGGGGAGCCUGCGCUGGCUGGCCGUCGACGAGCUGGAGCGGGAGCGCGGCUGUGAUGGGCCGGAGGCGCCGUACGUGGGCUGUGGGUCGGACGACGUGUACCUGAUCCAGUACACGUCCGGAGCGACGGGCGUCCCGAGGCCCGUGGUGGUCACCGCGGGCUCGGCGGCCCACAACGUGCGGGCCGCGAGGAAGGCCUACGACCUGCACCCGGGCAGCGUCAUCGUGUCGUGGCUGCCGCAGUACCACGACUGCGGCCUCAUGUUCCUGCUGCUCACCGUCGUCGCCGGCGCCACCUGCGUGCUGGCCGCCCCGGGCGCCUUCCUCCGGCGCCCGCGCCUCUGGCUCGAGCUCGUCUCUGAGUUCAGGGCCACGUGCACGCCCGUGCCGUCGUUCGCGCUGCCGCUGGUGCUCCGGCGCGGCCGCGGACAUCGCCGCGAGCAGCGGCGGUCGCUUCAGCUCGGCAGCCUGCGCAACCUGAUACUCAUCAACGAGCCCAUCUACAAGUCGUGCGUCGACGAGUUCGUGGAGGCGUUCUGCUCCCACGGCCUGCGCGCCACGUCCGUCUCGCCGUCCUACGGCCUCGCGGAGAACUGCACCUUCGUGUCCACCGCGCGGCGGACGAGCGAGUGCUCCUCUGCUCGCCUCCCGUUUUACAUGAAGCUCCUGCCGUCGGCGAGGCUGUCGCCGCCGCCGUCCGCGGCGAACGAAGUGCCAGAGAUCGAGAUCGCCGUCGUGGACGAGGACACCGGAGAGCCGGUGGAGGACGGCGUGGAGGGGGAGAUAUGGGUGUCCUCGCCGAGCAACGCGUCGGGGUACCUCGGCCACCCGUCGGCGACCCGCGAGGUCUUCUGCGCGAGGGUGCCGGGGCGGGCCGGCGCGUGCUUCGUGCGCACGGGCGACCGCGGCGUGGUCAAGGGGGCAGAGCGAUACCUGUACGUCGUCGGCCGGAGCGCCGACUUCAUCGCGAUCGACGACGACGGCGGUGAACGGCGCCGCGUGCACGCGCACUACGUCGAGACGGCGGCCUUCGGCAGCGCGCCCGAUCGCCUGAGAGGCGGCUGCGUCGCAGCUUUCGCGACGUCGUCGACGCCGUGGCCACCUUCGCGGACCGGCGUCGUGGCCGUCCUCGCAGAGCUACAGAAGGGAAGCGCCGGUGGCGGCGAUCACAGGGGCCUGUGCGACGGAAUAAGGGCAGCAGUGUGGCGAGAAGAAGGUGUCAGGGUUGGUUUGGUUGUGCUGGUCGAUGGCGGGGUGGUGCCCAAGACGACGUCGGGGAAGCUACGCCGUGGCGCGGCGAGGGAGAUGCUGGCCGCCGGAAAGCUCCGGGUGGUCUUUGAAGCACGGUACGACGACGGUAACGGACCGGUGGCUGCGGUACUAGCCGAAGAGGAGAAGAUGGCGGCGAAGUCCGCAGCUAGUUGGCUGGCAGGAGAGGGCGGAGAGACUGGCAUGGCCACCGAAGCCUUCGGGAGCGCGAGCCCCCGCCUUCGCUUGCAGUCAUUUCUUUAG
Molecule: messenger RNA, 1980 nt
Organism: Miscanthus lutarioriparius
Lineage: Eukaryota; Viridiplantae; Streptophyta; Magnoliopsida; Poales; Poaceae
Source: the annotation of a GenBank genome assembly